AUGGUCACACAGACUAGGGACGGCCACACAGAUCAGUCCGUGUUACUGGGUAAGACCAGUGACGGUCACACAGAUCAGUCUGUGUUACUGGGUCAGACCAGUGACGGUCACACAGAUCAGUCUGUGUUACUGGGUCAGACCAGUGACGGUCACACAGAUCAGUCUGUGUUACUGGAUCAGACCAGUGACGGUCACACAGAUCAGUCUGUGUUACUGGGCCAGAGCAGGGACGGCCACACAGAUCAGACUGUGUUACUAGGUCAGACCAGUGAUGGUCACACAUAUCAGUCUGUGUUACUGGGUCAGAUCAGUGACGGUCACACAGAUCAGUCCGUGCUACUAGGUCAGACCAGUGACGGUCACACAGAUCAGUCUGUGUUACUGGGUCAGAUCAGUGACGGUCACACAGAUCAGACUGUGUUACUAGGUCAGACCAGUGAUGGUCACACAUAUCAGUCCGCGUUACUGGAUCAGACCAGUGGCGAUCACACAGAACAGUCCGUGUUACUGGGUCAUACCAGGAACGGUCACAAAAAUUCUAGUCCGCGUCACUUGGCCUGUCCAAGGAUGGCCAUACAAAUCAUAAUCCAUGUUACAAGGUCAGACCAGGGACGAACACACAGAUCAUAG
Messenger RNA from Ylistrum balloti, 630 nucleotides. RefSeq lists its product as uncharacterized. The record is from RefSeq and is a predicted model, not a curated record. The transcript has a single exon. The coding region runs from base 1 to 630 and encodes 209 amino acids. NCBI's taxonomy places the organism in Eukaryota, Metazoa, Mollusca, Bivalvia, Pectinida, Pectinidae.